AUGCAGCCGGACCUCCCCGUCGGCGACGCGGCGCUGCGCAGCCCACCGGCCCCUGAGCCGGCCGGCGGCGCUUUCCCCAGCGCUGAGGCCACCAAGCCACCCUACAGCUACAUCGCCCUCAUCACCAUGGCCAUCCAGAGCGCGCCCGAGCAGCGCAUCACCCUCAGCGGCAUCUACCGCUACAUCAUGGGCCGCUUCACCUUCUACCGUGAGAACAAGCAGGGCUGGCAGAACAGCAUCCGCCACAAUCUCUCCCUCAACGAGUGCUUCGUCAAGGUGCCCCGUGAUGACAAGAAACCGGGAAAGGGCAACUACUGGACCCUCGACCCCGACUGCUACAACAUGUUUGAGAACGGCAGCUUCUUGCGGCGCCGCCGGCGCUUCACUAGGAAGAGGGGCGUCCGGGAUGCGCCAGGCACUGAGGGAGACGAGGGGCGAGGGAAGACCCCCAGACAGCAGGCGCGAGGGCUGCCCGCCGCCCCGCUGCCGGAGGAGGGGAAGGCAGAGGGGGGCUACCCCUCGCCGUCGGGCACAGGACGCCUGCCGAGCCCCGCCGCUCUGUCCGAGGGUGCCGGGGUGCCGGGGUGUACUGAGCCCUGUGCCCGGCGGCAGCCGCCCAAGGCCAGGCAGCCCUGCCUGUACGUGCCGGACAUGCCACAGUCCAAGGGGCCGUUCUUCACGUCCCCCGAGAGCCGCCCGCCCAAGGAGACUGUCUUCGGGGGGCUCCCGGCGGCGCUGCAGCUGCCCCGGCCAGGUCAGUACCCACUGCCCAGCGAGCGCCCGGCCCAGCACCAGCACCCUGCCCUGCUGCCUGCCCUGCUGCCCACCCAGCACAGGGACCCCCCGCAGGACUCGCCGGCCACCCCAGACACCCCCCCAGAGCAGCUGGAGGGCAAGGAGCUGGCUGCCCCUGGGUUGGGGCCGUGUCAGCCAUUCGGGCAGGUGCCACCUGCAUUCCCUGGCAACCUCCUCGGCACGGGCAAGCCCCCCCCAUCCUGCUUCCUGGAGGGAGAGGGCUACACGCAGCCCCACCUGCCCGUGUUCGGCUCCUUCAGCCGGCCGGGCCCCGAGGCGCUGGGCAGCAGCUACCAGUGCCGGGUGCAGGCGCUGAGCUUCUGCAUGAAGGAGCGGCCCUGCAGCACAGCGCUGGAGCAUCUCCUGGCCACAGCUCCCCCGGCCUCCACUGCCCCCCGCCAGCCAUCCUUCGGGGCCAUGGGGCCACGGGCAGGUGAGCAGAAGGAGCCAUGGGGGCCGGGGACCACGAUUCCACUGCAGGGGGCUAAUGGCUACCCCCUGGGGCUGCCCCCCUGCCUCUACCGGACACCCGGCAUGUUCUUCUUUGAGUGAGGGACUCCCCAC
Pseudopodoces humilis (Tibetan ground-tit) is the source of this 1359-nucleotide messenger RNA. RefSeq names its product forkhead box S1 (gene FOXS1). The record is from RefSeq and is a predicted model, not a curated record. Gene Ontology annotation, biological process: anatomical structure morphogenesis; regulation of transcription by RNA polymerase II; cell differentiation. NCBI's taxonomy places the organism in Eukaryota, Metazoa, Chordata, Aves, Passeriformes, Paridae. Gene Ontology annotation, molecular function: DNA-binding transcription factor activity, RNA polymerase II-specific; RNA polymerase II cis-regulatory region sequence-specific DNA binding.